Vitis vinifera (wine grape) is the source of this 913-nucleotide messenger RNA. RefSeq names its product flowering-related B-class MADS-box protein (gene TM6). Gene Ontology annotation, molecular function: RNA polymerase II cis-regulatory region sequence-specific DNA binding; DNA-binding transcription factor activity, RNA polymerase II-specific; protein dimerization activity. The record is from RefSeq and is marked provisional. Gene Ontology annotation, biological process: positive regulation of transcription by RNA polymerase II. Lineage: Eukaryota; Viridiplantae; Streptophyta; Magnoliopsida; Vitales; Vitaceae. Gene Ontology annotation, cellular component: nucleus.
AUGGGUCGUGGGAAGAUUGAGAUCAAGAGGAUAGAGAACCCCACCAACAGGCAGGUCACCUACUCCAAGCGACGAAAUGGAAUUUUCAAGAAAGCCCAGGAGCUCACCGUUCUUUGUGAUGCUAAGGUUUCACUCAUCAUGUUCUCCAAUACUGGAAAAUUCCACGAAUAUACCAGUCCUACUAUAACGACGAAAAAGGUCUACGAUCAGUAUCAGAAGACUUUAGGGAUUGAUCUUUGGAGCUCUCACUACGAGCGAAUGCAAGAAAACUUGCGAAAACUGAAAGAGAUCAACAACAAAUUAAGGAGAGAGAUCAGGCAAAGAAUGGGUGAAGAUUUGGGCGAUCUGAGCAUUGAGGACCUGCGCGGCCUUGAGCAGAAGAUGGACGCUUCUUUAGGAUUAGUACGCGAACGGAAGUACCACGUGAUCAAAACUCAGACCGAGACCUACAGGAAAAAGGUCAGGAACUUGGAAGAACAACACGGAAAUCUCCUUCUCAACUUUGAGGCAAAAUGCGAUGAUCCACAUUACGGAUUAGUGGAAAAUGAUGGAGAUUAUGAAUCAGCGGUGGCAUUCGCAAACGGGGCUUCCAACCUCUAUGCCUUUCGCCUGCAUCAGGCCCACCCUAAUCUUCACCAUGAUGGGGGAUAUGGAUCACAUGAUCUGCGCCUUGCUUGAUCAGUAGCAAUGGACCAUGGUACAUUUCCUCUUUGGACAUCUAAUUAUCAAACUCUUCAAUUAGAAUGAUAUCUAAUUAAGCAAACUAUAAUCUAAGACUUGGGUGUCUGUAUUCUGUUUUUAUGAACUUACAAGUAUCAUCAUAAUGACACUGGACAGCUUUGGUGCCUUCUGUGUUAUGGUAAUUUGUGCUUAAUUAAUCAAUGCUAUAAAACGCCCUCUAUUGUCUGGUUCU